Messenger RNA from Nymphalis io (European peacock), 3822 nucleotides. RefSeq names its product tetratricopeptide repeat protein 17. Gene Ontology annotation, molecular function: protein binding. The record is from RefSeq and is a predicted model, not a curated record. Gene Ontology annotation, cellular component: cytoplasm; actin cytoskeleton. Gene Ontology annotation, biological process: actin filament polymerization. Lineage: Eukaryota; Metazoa; Arthropoda; Insecta; Lepidoptera; Nymphalidae. The transcript has 19 exons. The coding region runs from base 106 to 3522 and encodes 1138 amino acids.
UUGAAAUUUUAUUGUUUGUUUUCAUUGAAAUAAAAAAAAAUCCUAUUACUUUUUAAAUUAAUGUUGGGGACUUUUCAAAUAACUUAUACUUAAAAAAACUAAAUAAUGUUGUUCGCUAAGCUACCUUGUUUAUUUAUCGCGUGCGUAUUGUUUUUUUGCGAGAUUCAUGCCUCUAAUCAUUGGAUGGUUACUGAAAGUGGCUUAAUACAGCCGAGGCUUGACUCGCCGUUUGAAAUGGCCCGUCCGUACGAUCUUUUAGCAUUUUUAAAUCAAGAAAAACGGUGGGACAGUAUAUCAGAUCUUUUUAACGAUCUUAUAAGUAGACAAAUCGAGAUAGACAAGCUUUGGACUAAUGUACGAAAAUAUACAGAUGUUGGAAUGCAGAUAGCCCAGAAUGAUGAUUGCGUAAAAGCUGGUAAUGUUAACAUAAUAGAUUGGUUUGCUGCUCUUCUAGAAGAUGGUUCUAAUAAAAUACAUCCAAAUGAAUUUUUGCUGCCCAAUCUUUAUUAUGGUCCAAACAGCGAUAUACCUGAUUGUAAACGAAUAUCAUCAUUGCCAUUUAGUAUGUCCGCCUUUGAGCACCUUGAGAGUCUGAGGUACAGGGUAAAUUUAACAGCCAACCCAGAAUUUGUUUUGCCAGAAUUAAUAUCUCCUAUCAUGACACUUGAUCAAUAUGGGCACUGGCUGACUGGGGUGCUUCGUCGUAAUAGUUCUUCUUGGCUACAUUAUCAUAUGGCAUCUUUAUAUUGGAGGGUUAGAGGCAGUGCAACGAAAGCUGUAGAAUGCUCUCGCCGAGCUUUACAUUAUGUUCCGAGAGUGUUCAAAGAUGUAGCUCUCGGGAGUCUUGGAAUGGUUUUACAUCGGUGUGGUAAAACAAAUGAUGCUAUAGUUGUACUCAAUGCAGCUGUAGAGCAUGAUCCAAAGAAUUAUGUGAGUCACUUUUCAAUUGCGAAUGCUUAUACCGUGAUUGGUGAAUUUAACACAUCAUUGAAAUUUUAUGACCAAACUUUAAAAUUGAAUCCAAGAAUGGAAUUGGCAAUAAGACACAAAUAUGGAGUGUUAUGUCAUGCAAAAUUAGCAGUCAGAAUAAAAGCAAUAAGGGAAAACUUGAACAAGCUACGUGGGGAAUUGAAUGAUUACAAACAAAAGGAGGCUGUGUGGCCUAAUAUGCAAGCAGAAUUCUUAAAAACUAUGAAAAAUGGAGAAGAUUUUGAUUAUAAAAAUAAGGAAAAGAACACUGAGAAGAUGUCGCUGAUAACGGGUUUGGAUAUAAAGAAAUUAAAAAAUUACAUAGAGAAAAAUUCUCUGAUAAAAUAUUUCAUUGACGGUCCAUUGUUUAGCGAUGAAACAUUGGGAAAACAGGGCAUUGAAGCUAUGGAGACCAUUUAUAACCUGGAGAAGCUUAUUAAGAACAUUAAUAAAAGUGGUCGCAGUGCCGUCGAUAUGUCAUUCCAGACUGAAAAGCCAAUCGAAUUAAACAAUUUUAAUGAUAAACCUUCUCCUGCACCAUCAAUUCCAGAUAAUCCAUUUCCGAAUGAGGCAAAACCAGUACAACACACCAAUGAGAAGAAGGUUACCAAAACUCCAAGAGAAUCUCUGUCUGAAUAUGAAACUGGUAUAUUUAUGUAUGCAUCGAUAACAAUUAAUAGAAACGUAGAAGACUUCGAUAAGGAGGUUGAAUGGCCAUCAGAUGAACUGUGCAUUAAUGUGCCGAGGAUGCCUAAAUAUAUAGACGCCGUUAUUCCAGUUUUCUUGCCUUUUGAGAAUAAAGGUAUAAGGAUGCGGUCUCUCCUGACUGAGAAGUUGGGUGUACCGCUGAGUGAGGAGCACGAGCUGCCGUGGCAUCCGCCUGUCUGCACGCAGGACAGAGACGCCGCGCACUACGCGCACAAGAAGAACAGACAAAAUACUCCUACAACACUAGAUACGGACUAUAUGCGGACAAAACUUCUGGAAUAUGUCAGCGAUGGAAACGUCGAUGCCGCUAAGCAUAUGCAAGAAGCCGAAAUAGGCCAGCGAAUUUACGCUGCCAUGAAAAAGAAACUGGCCCCGAAAUGGAUGCUGCUCACACUUUCGUCUCUAUAUUGGAGAGUUCGCAAAAACAAUGGAAACGCUCUACAUUGUCUCCACAACGCUGUCCGAUGGGUGCAGGAAGAGUACAAAGACUUGGUCUUGGUGUCACUGGGCUCCGUUUAUCUGGAAAUGGGUUACUACGACGAGGCUUUGGCGACCGCUGACGCGGCGUUUCGACUUAGCAUGUACGAGCCCGCGACUAACUUCCUGCUGGCUCAGAUAAAUAUGUUGAAAAAGAACCACAACACUCACAUGUUCCACCUGAAGCAGACGCUGCGGGUGGAGGCGGGCUACAUGGACGGGCUCGCGCGGAACUUGCUCACCAAUUGGGCCUGCCUCGUGAAACAGCUCAGUAAUUUAAAAGAAAUGGACAUGGGCGAGGGCGAUAUAUGUACGCAUGUUAAGCCAAUGGUCAACAUGGUGUGCGAGAAGGACGGCGAAAAUUGUCAGAUGAGUAAUAUACAAUGUUUCAGCAGCCAUGAUAGGGCCGAUAUUAGCAAAUUGGUGGUGCUACUAAGGGAAAAGGAUAGACACCAGACACUCGACAACCUGGACCCGAGUUUCUUCGACAGCUUCAUAGUAAACAGCCCCGCCGACAAGGCGGACCGGCUGGCGCACCACGCGCACUACGACGCCAUGGUGCGCACCAUCGAGAGCGCGCUCAAGGGCUGCGGCCCGGCCGGCUGCCACAGUCUCAAGCCGGAAGACAUGUCGAUGAAGGAGCAAGAUUGUUCGUACCAUCACUUCCAGUUAGGCUACUGGCUGCAUAUCGUCAGUUUUAGACAACUGCUCACGGAUUCUGAUGUCGAAAUGCCGACAGAAAUAACAUUAAUGUCGCCUUCGAACAAAAAAGUGCCCGAAUGCCGUUUAAUUGGUGACCCAAUGGAAGAUUUCGUCACUGAGAAACUAAAUCGAGUAAGCACGGAAGGCUGGGAGCCCGUGCUGAGCCUCAUGCAUCAGUUCGCAGAAAUGUUUGACUCAUUUGACUACAUCACCCUCGGAGCUAAGGUUGCUAAAUAUGUUGAAAUGCGGCCGAACUCGUGGACGGGCGCGCUGGUGGCGGGCUGGUGGUGCGGCGCGGGCGGGCGCGGCGCGUGCUGCGUGCGCUGCGUGCGCGCCGCCUACGCGCUGGCCGGCCGCGCGCACGCCGGCCGCGCGCGCGCGCACGCCGCCCUGCGCGCGCUCGUCGCGCUGCUGCACGUGCAAGCGAAGCAGCUGGACGCGAAGGAAGUGGCCUACUUGUCCUUCUACAUGUCGCCAAAGAGUAAGAUCGAAGCGUUCCUGGUUGCAGUCUCGCACUCCUAUCUCGCCGAGUACGAACAAGCUGUAUGGAUGUACCGUUACGCGCUCGCCUUCGACGAGAAGUUCAUUCCAGCGAAGGCCUGUCUGCACGCAACCAUGUGUCUCAUGUUCUAUGGAGAUAACCAGGGGAUAUCUAAGGAGGAAUAGUUAUUAUAAUCAAAUAUAUUGAAGGCAGGCCGUCAUAGAGGCUGACUAUGUACCAAUGUGAAAUAUGCAUAAGAAAUUGUUGGUAACAUUUUGAUGCGUUUCCACUGAAAUAUUUAUCACAAAACUUGAGUCUAUAGCACAAAAGUUUCCAAUUGUUUCAUUAGUGGAGACGCAGCUUUAUGUUUUUUUUUUUGUAUCAUAUAUAUAUAAUAAUAAUCUCAAAGGAAAGAUAUUAUGUCUUUUCGAAAUAGCUUCUUCCACAAGAUAUGAUACGAAUUAGAUUAACAUUAUCUAUUUAAU